Molecule: messenger RNA, 2572 nt
Organism: Hirundo rustica (Barn swallow)
Lineage: Eukaryota; Metazoa; Chordata; Aves; Passeriformes; Hirundinidae
Gene: BCAS1
Product: brain enriched myelin associated protein 1
Exons: 10
Coding region: 1-1593 (530 amino acids)
Biological process (GO): myelination
Source: RefSeq, a predicted model, not a curated record
AUGGGGGGGGAUGCCAGGGCGGCUGCCGGCCGGGAUGACGGUGCCGUGUGCUCGGCGGAGCGGAGCCCCGGUGCCCGGGCGGGCGGGCAGAGCCGCGGGAGCGCUGCCAGCGGGGCCGUGCCAGCUGCCAGGCCCCGCUCCCUGCUGGCCUUUCCCUGGGCUGUGCCAGGGCGUUCCGAGGAGCCGGCGGCGCCUCCGGCCCCGGCACAGGACAGCCUCGCUGCCCCCGGGCCGAACAAAGCCCCCAGUGAGGGCACGGAGGGGCGCGGGGCGGCGGCGGCCCGGGAGGAAAGCCGGCAAAGCCUGGGCCAGGCCCCGCUGUGCGACACCGAGCUCGCAGGGACACCCGAGGGACGGGAUGCGGCCGCCCCAAAGGCCAAAGAAGUGACGCUCUUCGACAGGAUCUUCAAGCUGGAGAAGGGCAAGGGAAGGACACGAGGCGACCCUCGGGAGGGAAGGCAGGGGCAGGACGUUCCCAACGGGAGCAUCGCGGCCGGCGCGCCCAACGGGGUCCUGCCGGGCAAGGAGAUAGAUGAGUGCAGCCAAAAGGAGCUUGGGCAGCACUCUGCAGGUGAACAGGGCCCGGCUGCUGCGGCACCUGCGAGGGCACAGGCACAGGACAGUCCCCAGGCAGCUGCUGCAGGACAGGGCUCAGUCAUGAGCUUCCUCAAAACACUGGUCUCCCCAAGCAAAGCUGAAGCCAAAAGUGAUUCUGAAGACAAGGGCUCCAAGGCGGAGAAGGGCCCUGGGGGGCAACCUGGCCCGAAGGCAGCGGCAGAAUCCCCCUCCAAAGGAGCCAAGAAAAAGAAGGCAGAGAGCCCCAGGCUGGGCCAUGGCACCUUUAGCAAACUCUUUAGGCACAAGGCCACGAAAGAAACCCAGCAGACAACCAACACCAAAAGCCCUGAGCAACCUGCUGUCACCUGUGUAAAAGCAGACAGAAAUGUCCCUCCCUCCCAAGAGCCGCCGGCCAAGCAGAACCCGAAAGCGCCCGAGACCGCGGCCCCUCCGCAGGGAGUGACCAGUGAACCCCCCCGGGAGGCCACCAAGGACAAGGGCUCGGCCACCCCUCUGCCCCUGAGCAAGCUCUUCUGGAAAAAGAACUCCUCGGAAGAAGCAGAGGCCGUGAGCAAUGAGAAGGCAGAGGCGGCUCCCGAGGCGGCGGCUCCCGACAGGGACGAGAGCAAGAGCGCGGAAAGCGCCGAGGUGAAACCGCGAGGGCCGGAGAGCAAAACGCCCAAGGCAAACCUCAGGAAGUUUUUUAAGCUGACUUUAAACGCCACAGAGAAGCCUCUUGCCCCAUCUGAGAGCGACCCUGGGGGCCAGAGGAGCAAAGAGGGCUCCAAAGACAAGAAAUCCGCGGUGGAGCUGGGCAAGCAGAAGGGGAAGGAGCAGCCGGAGCCCCGGGAGCAGGCGGCAGCGGAGCCCGACUCCAUCCAGAACGGCGGAGACGCCAAGGAAGCCUCCUACAAGAAGACAGAGAAGAGGCAGUCCCUGGGAGGGUUCUUCAAAGGCCUCGGCUCCAAGAGGAUGUCGGACGCAGAGGUGCAGACAGACCCCGUGUCCAUCCUCCCCGCUGGCAAAUCCAAGUAGCGCCCAGCCGCGGCUGCUGGAGGGAGGCUCAGCAGCUCUCUGGGAGCUCCUGGCAGCACAAACGGCUCCUUUUCCUUCCCGAGGCUGCCAGCAAACGCCUGAGGCCGAAGCGAACACCGGGGCAUGGUUGGCAGGGUUUGUUCCUCACCUGGAGAAGGCGGCUCUAAGGAUUCCCCAAGAAAUGUGCUGGAAGCGAGGUGGUGCGGAUGGCUGGGAGCGUGGAGAGGGGAGGGUGAGUCAGGUGCGAGGGUGGCAGAGAAUUCAGUGCGCGGCAGAAAAACAAAGCAAGUGACAAAGGAGGGGCGGCGAGGCACGGGCGGCGAAUCCUCCGCUUUGGAGAGCUCGAAGGCAGCCAGGAGAAGCACAAAUCCCCCCGGAAAAACCUUCUGCUUCAUGGAGUAACAGCCGAGUCACUUCUGGGGGGGUUUCGAUAGAGCUGAAAUCAGAGCCGAACCCUUCGGUCCGACAGAACCCGUGGUGAUCAAAUCCUGCUUCCUGCCGGUUAUUAAUGUAAAUUAAAACGCUAAAAUGCAAAGGCUUGACGUGAUCGAGGCAGCUCCUCUCUCGGCCGGGCGAUGGGAUAACAAAUUAAAAGCUAUUUAAGGUUCUAAUAGGACACAAGAGGGCAGCCACGUCCCUAACGCCGGGCUGCGCCUUGCCAGCCGGGAAUUAAUGUUCCUUAGGUCGUAGGAAACUUAUUAGUUACUCCUCCUGGUACCUGUUUAUGUCCAUAAUUGUAAUUAAUCCUAAUAAAAACCAAAAUCAAAGCUGCCCAAAGCAGCUCUCUGCUUCACAAGACUCCUGUAAUAACUGUAGUUAAUAAAUUCUAUGGAAAAUUAAGGUUUCUGUUCGUUCAAUCCUAGCCUGUACAGGGAGCCGUGGGCCUGGCAUUUUAAUCCACUCUGAUCUUAACGAUACAAUACUGUAUAUUUUGACAUCCUUAUCUUUAAAUAAACUAAUACUUAUCCUUUGAAACAAA